Molecule: messenger RNA, 7378 nt
Organism: Neofelis nebulosa (Clouded leopard)
Lineage: Eukaryota; Metazoa; Chordata; Mammalia; Carnivora; Felidae
Gene: CNBD2
Product: cyclic nucleotide binding domain containing 2
Exons: 12
Coding region: 872-2599 (575 amino acids)
Biological process (GO): spermatogenesis
Molecular function (GO): cAMP binding
Source: RefSeq, a predicted model, not a curated record
UGAUAUUUUUCUUUAUUUCCAGAGGUGGGAAAACAGAGGCGUAGAGUUUGUUAGGCCUACUAGCUUCAAACCUUUACUUCUGCCUCGUCCCUUGGCAUUUUGAUUCACUGCCCUGAGUGAACCAACCAACAGUCCUAUUCCCUGGGUGGUAACAGGCAGUCAGUAUCCAGGGCUAAGAGAGCACAUCAAACCUUGCUGCAAGGAUGAAGAGUCAUGGAAGACUUUACUGGGGAGGAGAACUUUAAAUUGAGAUUCAAGAAAAAGGGUGGAUUUAGGGGCAUUCUAAGUAGAAGGCAUUGCCAGUGCUGAGGCACAGAGUGAAUGGGAGCAAAACUUUGUGGAAACUUUAGACUACAGGAGGGAGUGGCCAGGGUCUGGGAAAGGGAUAAAAGCUGAGGUUGGAAGGUCAUUUGGAAGUUAAAUCAUAGAGAGCCUAGAGUUCCAUGUUGAAAAAUUGAAUCCUUGAACUCUCAGGAAAGGGAGUGAACUCUGUGGUCCGUGAAAUCACAGAAUGUUAGAUCUCUAGUCCAUUCCUUGCAUCCCUAUUAGAAUAAUGAAAUAUUAGAAAUGGAGAGAUCUUGGAGAUCUGCUAGAAUUAUGGAAUGUUAGAAUGGAAAGGACCUUAGACAUCAAAUCCAAAAAUUAGAUUCAGUUAUUCUGAACUGUAUGGGUGAGUAAGCCCCCAGAAUCUGAAAAAAAAAAAAAAGUUACAGUAUCUCUUCUGGAAUUUUCGUACAUCUGCAUAUAAUUUCAGGUGGUUUCCAGAUAUCCUUGAACCCACCCACAGGGCCCAGGUUAAGUUUAAAAUAUAUUUAUAUGUGUUCCAUUCUCCUGAAUUUUCCAGGUUAAGAAGUCAGUGCACCACAAGGAAAUGGAUUGGUCCAAACUAAAAAAACUAGGGCUGUACCGGCUCACCAAGGAUAUCAUUGUGAUGAUCCGAGUGUGUAAAAUGUUCCGCCAAGGCCUUGGGGGAUUUCGGGAAUAUCAGAUCAUUGAGACUCCUCACAGAAAGCACCCUAUCUUUUCCUUCUGGGAUAAAAGGAAGCAAGGCCGAAUCACAUUUGAUACCAUGGACUUUGUUGCAGAGGAGGGUCACCUUCCUCCAAGGGCCAUUCAGAUCAUGCAGAAGCUGCCUUCCUGGAGGACAGAGCCUGAGAUCCAGGCCCUCUAUAACCUCCUGCAGGUUCUGAACAGCUACCGCAACUACUCAGAGCCCCUGCAGCUGCUCCUGGCCAGAGUCAUGCGCUUUGAACGGUUUGGUCGCAGACGUGUGAUGGUCAAGAAGGGGCAGAGGGGCAACAGCUUUUAUUUCAUCUACAUGGGCACAGUCGCAGUGACUGAGGAUGAGGAUGGCAGCAGUGCCUUCCUGGACCCCCACCCAACGUUGUUGCACAAGGGCGACUGUUUUGGGGAAUUGGGCCUUAUGAGUCCUUCAGUAAGGAGGGCCACCGUGGUCUGUAUGGAAGAAACAGAGUUCCUGGUUGUCGACAGAGAAGAUUUCUUUGCUAAUAAGCUGGAUCAGGAAUUCCAAAAGGAUGCUCAGCAUCGGUUUGAAUUUUUUAGGAAGAUGGAUCUGUUUGAGUCGUGGUCUGAUGAAAAGCUCUGGAAGCUCGUAACCCUGGGGAAGGUGGAGAAGUUCUCGUAUGGCCAGCUGGUCUUAAAAGACUUCAUAGAAUCACCCUCCAUCAUGUUUGUCUGCAAGGGCAGCUGUGAAGUCCUGCGUCUGAUAGACCUUGGGACCUCGCCUUUCUACUACAAGUGGAUCUGGCAGCAUCUGGAGCUGAUAGACGACACAUCUCUGAAGACCCACCUCAAUGAACCUUCUCCUGUGGAGAGAUUUAAGGAAUUCCAGAUAAAAUCAUAUCCUGUACAGGACUUUAGUACUCUGAAACUUAAGCACCUCCAGAAAGCCUGGGAGCAACAGGGGUCCAGCUUCAGUAGGAGGAUUAAAACCUCAAGAAAUACUCUUCCAAAGACCUUGGGCCCGAAGAUCAAAUCUAGGCAUCCACAUUCCCUCAAAUGUCCCAUGAUCAAUACUGAGUAUGGUGAACUCCCUGAGGAGGCUGCAGUGGGCGCCUACAUCAAGAUCCACACUGUAGAGGAAGGAGAAACUGUGGGCCUUCACCAGAUCCUCCUGCCGGAGAACCAGCGUGACAUGCGGCCCCUGGUCCUUGUGAGCCUGGGAGCCGAGGUGAUACGGAUAAGGAGAGAAAAAUUUUGGGAACUGAGUGACAGCGAGGUAAAAGAGAAGUUGUACAGAUUCCAGAUCAAGUACCCCAGUGAUGAAGAUAUGUGCCAGAAGUUCCUCCAGGAGAACAGCUGGAAUAUCUUUCGGAAGGACCUGAUGCGGCUGCUGCUGAAGCCUCGCCAGCGUCCACCAUUCAUUCCAAUCCGGCCCAAGAAGAAAGGGAUCUACAACCCCAAGAGUUUGGUGCUGGAUUUGUGUAGCCUCGACAAGGAGACUAAACCUUGUUAUCCCAUUUUUAUGGCACCCCAGAAAUACCUCCCCCCAUUGAGGAUUGUCCAAGCCAUCACAGCCCCCCGGUACAAAAUCCAAGAACUCCUGCCUCAGUAUAAGAAUGCAGGAGUCCUUGUUUAGACCCAAUAAAAGAUGGGUUGGUCACCAUGUUUCCUGAGUGACCACCACGGGGCUUGUGGGGCUUAGAGUGGGGGGCUCCUGGGGGCUGUGGGUCCAGAGAGAUGUGUGGGGGCAGCAGCUCAGGCACUGUCUCCCUUGACACUUUUGGGACUUAGUGGAUGGUCAGGAGGCUGGGUGUGGAUGGGGUAAGCACUGGGGAUGGUCUCAGGGUGGGAGGGUCUUACUGGGUGAGAUGGACGGGAGGCACAGAGGGGCUCAGAUCAAAGUGAGCAAGACCAGACCAUUUGCAAACUCAAAUGCCUUGCAGAGGCCACACAGGUCAUCUAAAGGAGCGCAGCAGAAGGACUGAGCAGGCAACAGGCAGUGGUGGGGACUGGUGUGCACAUUCCCCAACCAGAUGGAACAGCUGCUCCCUCUCCUCAAUUGAUGCCAUGCCAGGAAAUAAUGCAGGCCCCUGACUGACAGUCCUUAGAUUUUUUAAGAGAACCAAGAAACCCAAUAUUUUAGAUGAUUCCUACUGGUUUUUAAAUGUGAGCAACUAAUUCAAAUUGUUUUUGAAAUACCAUGUUAGGCAAACAAAACACGUACGUGGGCUGUGUUGGACCUACAAGCUGCUGGUUUGCCAGUGCUCAUCAAGCCCCUCUGACAGGGCGUUGCCAGAGACUGGAGGAGGCGUGACUGGGGGUGGGGUGGGGUGGGAGGUAUAAGGAGCGAGAGACACAGAUGGGCAGCAUGACAAGAGCAGGCAUUCUGGGUGUUGAGGAUGGGGAGCCAGCAGCCUGAGAGAGAAGAGGCAGCCAGAGAUAAGAAGGUGGUAGGUCGGACUUACAGAGGGCUCCUUGGCCCCUCUGAGGGGUCCCAAACCUGUGGCUACCUGUUAGUGACCUGGGCCGGCUCUCUUUUUUGGUAACACUGGGUCAAAUCACCUCUCUCCCUUGGGAAGCUCCAUAGUUUAGCUGUGAGAGCACUGGGGGCCUGGUAGAGGUCACGGCAGCACAUGAGCCUGACCUGGGGCCACAGGGAGAGACAGGAACCCUCUUCCACCCAUCCCUCCCCACCCCACACACUCACCUACUCCACGUGGCAAGGAGCAGGUUAGGAAGAACACCUGAGAACAGAGCCUGGCUCUGUUUCUAUGUCACUGGACCCCUUUGAGCACCUUGAGUCCUUCACCUGCACCUGUUUCCCCAGUGGCAAAGUGAGCGAGUUGGACAAGAUCAAUGAUUUUCACAAGAGGUGAGUAUAGUUUGAAAAGCAUAUUCAACAUUAUAAUUUUGUUUGUUGUAUUUAAAAGAAAACUUCUCAUGUUGCAUAGCAAAGAAGGGGUAUGGCAUUUUUCUUUCAGAAGAGGGUGUGGAUGUAAAAGAAUAGAGAAGUAGUGGACUCAUCAUCUCUGGCUUCUCUGAUAGCUUCAGAUGGUCAAGGAGACUGUGAUGCCUGCAAGCAUUUCUGAAAAGGCUGUCUGUGACCUACAAGGAUGAGGUGGCACUGUUUGGGGACCAGGUAAAUUGGGGUGUCUGACUAUAUUUAGGGCUGUCUUUGCAUUUAGGGCUGUGGCUCCAAGAUGUAGGUAUGGACAUCUUAUUCAUUCAUUUGAAGUUUAUUUACUUUUGUUUAUACUUGCUUUGUUAUACUAUACUUUGUAUACUAUACAAAUAUAUAGUAUACUAUACUAUACUUUGUUUAUAUAGCAGAUCCAAAAGAGAUUAAGAGGCAGUCUCUGUCCUCUCUUAUUCUCUAGGCUAGGAGUCAGCAAGCUCUAUAAAGGGCUAAAUAAUAACUAUUUUAGAUUUUUAGGCCAUACAGUUUCUUUAGUGUUCCAAUAAAACUUUAUUUAUAAAAAUAAAUGGCCUGCGGGCCAUAGUUUGCUGAUCCCUAUGGCCCUUGAAGGUUCUUGAGCAGACAUGACAUGACAUGACCAGAGAAGGAGUGAGAAACUUAUUAUUGAGUGCUUAUUCUGUGACAGCCAUCUUGCUAAGCAUCUGACUACAGAGUCUGAUGACCUUGGGUUAAGAUCCCAGCUCUGCCAUUUAAUGGCUGUUGAGGAUUAAAAGAAGUGGUGCAUGAACUAGACAAAUGGUUAAAAAAAAAGAAGAAGAAAAAGAAAAAAGAGGUGGUACAUGUGUAGCAAGAUGUAGGAUUUUAUUCACCCAGACCCCAGGGCCCUGCUUCCUGGGAAGUGAGAGAAAAAACUUGCAGAAUAGGAGGUAGAACAUGUUUUCCAGGGGAGUGGCGGGUGAGAAAAUGGACUAGAAGGGCAACCCUGGAGUGAGGGUGCUGGAGGGAGAACAUGGGGGCUGGGCUUCAUGCAAUCUUGAGGGGAGCAGAGCAAAAGCAGAGCUUUUUGUGAAGCCAUCAUUUAGCAGACAGAAGAGUUUGAGAAUGAGAAAUGUCUAAAGAGGUUUUCAAAGACCUUUUCUGUGCAUUGAGAAUAUGUUUCUCCUUUGGUAUUUUCUUUAAGAAGCCAAGUAAACAUUUGCGUAGCUCUUAAUUAUGGUUUUAUGUGGUACUGCUGUUUCUUUGAAUUCAGUAACCAAGCAGAGAAUGGGUCUCCAGUUAUUUUUGGGUUACACUUGUGAAGUCCCUGGUACACAGUAAGUGAUCAAUACGUGUUAGAUGUUAUUAGCACCUUUUUGACCGAGAUCAAUUUGGCCAUCCAGAGACUCUCUUUCCCUUAGAGUGAAAUAUGAAACCGAAUCUUUGGAAGUCUAAGUCUUCAUAAUCAGUGCAAAAGGCCAUCCUGAGUGAUGUGCGUUGGGGGGGGGGGGGGCGGGGGGGGCAUCCUGGUUGACAUCCUGCCCAAACUCUACACUCUUCUGAAAUGGUUAAUGUCAACAUGUAAGGGCAGGUUGGAGGGAGAGAGCAGAGCAGGUCAACAAAAGCACUAACAUGUGCUGUGGGUGAGGGUGCUGUUUGGAAGAAUGAGUGGGGGCAGUAUGGGGAGGCUUGUGGCUGCUUCUAAGUGUGUGAAAGCCUCCCAGCUUCUAGGCCGUGAGCUUCAGAAUGAGCAGUGGUUCUUAAGGCUGCCUCACAUACACUCUGCAACAUGGAACAGGGAUCAGAAUUAGGCAGGGGAGGACAAAUUAUGAUUUUGGAGAGAAGCUCGUGCAAAAGGAGCAAACAUGACACCCCUUGGUAUAGCGUUAGCAACAAACUGCUUUCAGUGCCACAGAGGUCCUUACUGCCCACCUGGGCCCAGAUCCAAGGUUCAGGAAACCCGCAGUGACCUGCCACCAGGUAGAAGGGCCUGGGCCCAGGUAUUGAGCACCCGCUGUGUGCCAGGCACUGCAUGAGGCACACUAGAGAGGCUAUGGCUUGUCCUGAAAGCAUUUCCUGGCAUUAUCCUCAUUUGACAGAUGAGGAGCCUGAGGCCUAGAGUGGCAAAAGCCUUGUCAAACCUCACUCAGCUACCAGGUGAUUGUUCCAGGAAAUGCAUGUACUCUCUCUGCACCCAGUGCCCUUCCAGGCAGAGUUGCAGCGUGUGCUGCCACACCAUCGUUACUCAUCUAUACCAAAUGAGCCACCUGUUUUCACCAUUCAGUACACACAACCCUGCAACUGUGUCUGAGAGAAUAUAAUCACCCUCUGGAAUGAUUUUCCAUAUGUAAAUAAGCAUAGUCAUACUUGGAGAGGCACACCCAGGCCACUUGAGCCAAAAAUAUAGCCCUAGCAUGAACAGCUUCCACUGUUUGGGGGAAAAUGAAAAAAACCCAUUUGAAAAAUAAACACAAGGAGAUAUUGCCAGAGUUUGUUAUAGGAAGUGUUUAAGACCACAUCUUGGGAUUGGAAGCAAAAACAUUCUUUAAAUUCUUCAUUCCUUUUAUACAACUCCUGGAAAAAUUGUACCUUCCAGUUGUGGAAAGUCUCAGGGGUGAGACAGGUCACUUGACAACUCCCAUGAUACCACCAGAGGCCGUUUUGCCACGAGACCUUUUUAUUUGGGGAUUUAAGGGGCUUAACCACAGGGGUGCUGAGUUGCAGAAUUUGUAACCACUGGUUCAGAGCUGACAAUGAGGGUGAUAGUUUCUAGGUGGUUGGGAAGCAGCAUCAAAGCUAGAACAAGGGUUUUUCAUGGCUGCUGGAGACUGUGGGCUUUAGCCCUGUGGACAUAGCUGUGGAAAAGUGGUGCAUCUGGACGUGUGGUGUGUAGCCUUCAGCCAGGCUCCUCCUCUUUCUGGAGCUUCACUGCUAUCAUUUGUAAAAUUGUUGGGGUCUGGUGUGUGUUCUUCACACACUAUUGUCUUGCCCUACCUAUCCUUCAACUUCUAAAACCCCCCCACCCCCAAGAGAAAAUUCAGAAUCAAGAAGAAAAUGGAUUAUUAAGACACUUUGGAAGAUUAUAUAGACCAGUUACUUUAUAGAAUGUCUUCUGAUUUGGGUUGGCUUUAUAUUUUCUCAUGAUUAGAUCUAGGUUAUACAUCUUUGGCAGGAACCACAGAAGUGGCUCUGUCUCCUUUUCAUCGGAUGCUAUCAAGUGGUGUGAGAUUUCAGUGUGUCCCAUUACUGGUGAUAACUUUGAUUAUUGGAUUGAAAUGAUGUCUCUACUGUAAAAUCACUUUUGAUACAUAUUCCCUUUGUAUUUCAAAAAUCAUAUAUACUGUAUAUGUAUGUAUGUUGUGGUAAAAAAAAAAAAGUAAAAUUUACCAUCUUGUUUUUAGGUGAGUAGUUCAGUAGUGUUAAGCAUAUUUACAUUGUUGUGAAACAGAUCUUCAGAUCCAUAUCAUCUUGCAAAUUUGAACUGAAUACCCAUUAAACUAUUCCUCUUGCCACUUCCCACCA